AUGGCUUCAGAACAAGAUCAAGUUAGAGCCCAAGGUACCAAGCCUGGAGAGAACAUGUUGUGGGGUGGUCGCUUUACUGGUGGCCUUGACCCUCUCAUGGUUUCCUACAACGAAUCAAUCUACUACGAUCGUGUCUUCCACACUCAAGACAUUCUGGGCAGCAUUGCCUGGGCUCGUGCAAACCACAAGAAUGGUAUCUUGACUGAAGCUGAAUUCGCAGCAAUUGAGUCUGGAUUGAAGCAAGUUGAGAAAGAAUGGGUCGUAGGAACAUUCAAGAUCAUUCCUGGUGUUGAUGAGGACAUUCACACUGCGAAUGAGAGAAGAUUGGGUGAAAUCAUUGGAAAAGAGAUUGGAGGGAAAUUACAUACUGGAAGAAGUCGAAAUGAGCAGGUUGCAACAGAUAUGCGAUUGUGGCUUAGAGAUGAGCUCAAAAAGAUUGAGAGUUUCCUAGUGGAUUACUUGAAGGUUGUGGCUGCCAGAUCUGAGAAUGAGAUUGAACACAUCAUGCCAGGGUACACUCAUUUGCAACGUGCCCAACCUAUCAGAUGGAGUCACUGGAUGUUGUCGUAUGGUUUGGCUUUCUCAACUGAUCUCCAGAGAUUACGAGAAGUGAUCAAGAGAGUUAACCGAUCACCAUUGGGGUGUGGUGCCUUGGCUGGCAACCCUUUCAACAUCGAUCGAGAGGCAAUGGCCAAAGAGCUCGGAUUUGAAGGUCUUUUGUGGAAUUCCAUGUCCGCAGUUGGCGACCGCGAUUUCGUGGUUGAGACAAUGCAAUGGGGCGCUACCCUCAUGUCACAUUUGUCAAGAUGGGCCGAGGAUCUUAUUAUUUAUGGUACCGGCGAAUUUGGCUUCGUCCGUUUGGCCGAUGCCUACUCGACAGGAUCAUCUUUAAUGCCUCAGAAAAAGAACAGCGACAGUUUGGAAUUAUUGAGAGGUAAAUCCGGCAGAGCUUUUGGUCAGAUGGCAGGUUUGAUGAUGACAAUCAAGGGUCUUCCAAGUACCUACAAUAAGGAUCUUCAAGAAAGUGUGGAGCCGAUGUUAGAUCAUAUCAAGACAGUCGGGGACAGUAUUCAAAUCGCUACUGGUGUUCUUAGCACAUUAACUAUUAACCCAGAGAAGAUGAAGGCCUCUUUAGACCCAUUUAUGCUUGCCACCGAUUUAGCAGACUAUCUAGUACGAGCAGGUGUACCAUUCAGAGAGACUCACCAUAUCUCUGGACAAGUCGUCGCAUAUUCCGAGAAGACUAAGAUUCCAAUGGACCAGUUGACAUAUGAUCAAUUAAAGAGCAUUGACAGUCGUUUCAAGGAGGAUGUCUCUGAAUGCUUUGACUAUGAGAAGAGUGUAGAAGCACGCCAAGCGGCUGGCGGAACCAGCAAGUCAUGCGUUAAGGAGCAAAUCAAGGUACUGAAAAGCAUCCUUGGUUAA
Sclerotinia borealis F-4128 is the source of this 1425-nucleotide messenger RNA. The record is from the annotation of a GenBank genome assembly. Lineage: Eukaryota; Fungi; Ascomycota; Leotiomycetes; Helotiales; Sclerotiniaceae.